This is a messenger RNA of Fusarium vanettenii 77-13-4, 1296 nucleotides long. RefSeq lists its product as uncharacterized. Gene Ontology annotation, molecular function: zinc ion binding; metallocarboxypeptidase activity. NCBI's taxonomy places the organism in Eukaryota, Fungi, Ascomycota, Sordariomycetes, Hypocreales, Nectriaceae. The record is from RefSeq and is a predicted model, not a curated record. Gene Ontology annotation, biological process: proteolysis. The transcript has 5 exons. The coding region runs from base 1 to 1296 and encodes 431 amino acids.
AUGGAGGCUGGCUUGCGCCUUCUUCUCCUUUCCUGGCUCUUGGCCUUCGUUUUAGCCGAGCGGGUUUCCUACGAUGGGUACAAGGCCUUUCGGGUCGCAGCUGGUGAGAACAUCGAGCAAAUCAGGGAUCAGCUAUCAAUAUCAUCCUUUGACUCUGUCUCUCUCGGGUGCGACGAAGGUCAUUCCGAUCACCUGAAUAUUGCUAUCCCUCCUCAAAGAAUCUCGGAUUUUGAGGCCCUGGGUCUCCAAGCGACAGUAAUCAGUGACGAUCUGGGCGCUGACUUUGACGUUGAAGGCGCCUUUGAGCCUUAUAUCAGCAAGCAUAGCGCGUUACUCAAGCCGGGAGAAUUUACGACUCCACUGCCUGACCUCUCAUGGUUCAACACUUACCAUAACUACACGGAUCACCGCGGAUUCUUCGAGGACCUCCACGCCGCACUCCCUACCAACUCGGAAAUCUUCGUCACCGGCAAGUCAUACCAAGGCCGAGAUAUCUACGGUAUUCACUUCUGGGGCAAAGGCGGCAAGGGGAAGAAGCCCGCCAUCUACUUUCACGCCACAGUCCAUGCGCGUGAGUGGAUUGCAGCUCCUGUCCAAGAAUACCUUGCAUGGCAGCUCAUCAGUGGUUAUUUGAGUGACUAUGACAUUAGGGAAAUUGUCGACGAAUACGACUUCUAUAUGAUCCCUUUUGUCAACCCCGACGGGUUUGUCUACACCCAGUCCAAAGAUCGUCUAUGGUGGAAGAACCGUCAGCCUCGCAAGGGAACCUCUUGUGUGGGAACGGAUGGAAACCGGAACUGGCCUUACAAGUGGGAACUUGAGGGCGGCGCAUCCACCGAGCCAUGCUCAGAGAUCUAUAAGGGCAAAGCACCAGGGGAUACGCCUGAGAUCAGCGCCAUUGUCGAUUUCACCAACAACCUAACCCAGUCCAGCAACAUCAAGCUAUUCAUCGACUUCCACAGCUAUGGUCAGUAUAUUCUCCUACCGUAUGGCUACGAUUGUGAUAUUGUUGCCGAGAACAACAAGACCCAGAUGAAGCUGGCUGGCGAGAUGGCACACCAGAUUUACAAGGUCAACGGCACGCAAUACACUUACGGCCCAAGCUGUUCCACUCUAUAUCCGACCACCGGCACCUCGCCCGAUUACAUGACGGGAAAGGUCGGGGCAGAGUUUGCAUGGACGAUCGAGCUACGACCAGGUUGGAACGGGGCCAGUGGGUUUGUUCUGCCUCCGCAGGAAAUCCUGUCUACCGCCCAAGAAGUGUGGGAAGGGAUCAGCACCGCCUUGUUGCGGUGA